AUUUGAGAUAUUGUAAUGUUUUUAGACAGGCAGCCUCAGUGAGGUGCUCAUCGGCGUUGACGUCACCAGCACGACCUGUCAGUGGAACCUCGCAGGGCUGCUAUGUUUCAUAGAGCUUUUCCAAUUAAUAUUAAUGCAUUUUCGUAUUUUUGCAGUUUUCACACUCGCAUAUUACAAGGGUGAAAAAAUGUUAUUCCAUGGCUUCGAUUGCGGUUUUGCUGAGUUGCCUUUAGAACUGCACUAGCUGUUCCUAGCCAUUAGCUUGUUGUUAGCCGCGGACGCGUCGGCUGAGGACUUUCUCUUGUCUGGAAGUCAUUGUUCACAGACAAAAAGUUGUGAUGGUAACAGGCUGCCAAAAUCAAUCAGCUUUAUUGUAAACCCAUUUAUUUAUAUCAAAAAAAUAUGGGGCGGUUAUAUCUGUUGUAAUCGAAUUAAGAAUGAAAUAUUAGCCUUGCCACGGUAAUCGAAUGUUUAGAGUUCAGUUCACCCAGGUGCAGCCCAUUUGCUAAUACUCCAUCUAAAUUGUUCUUCAAAAAGUAGUUGAUAUAAACCUAGUACGUAGUAUAUUUAGUUUUCACUAUCAUAGAGGCUAUCGUUUAUUUAAUAACAAUCAUGGAUAAAAAGUCGUUUGAUAUUGUAUUGGACGAGAUUAAAAAGUGCGUCCUAACAGAUCAACGCAUCAAAGCCAUAGAGCAGGUGCAUGGAUAUUUCUCCAGUGAGCAGGUGAUGGAGAUACUUAAGUACUUCUCGUGGGCUGAACCUCAGAUCAAAGCAGUUAAAGCCCUGCAGCAUAAAAUGGUUGCAAUACCUACAACCAAGGUUGCCAAUAUCUUGAAUUGCUUCACCUUCUCAAAGGACCGGCUAAUUGUUCUGGAGCUGAUAGCAUUAAAUAUUUCAGAUGCUCAGAAUUACCGUCCUGUGGAGGAUCUCUUUCGCAUCCACUUGUCUGAAAAAAAGCGAGCUCGCAGGAUACUGGAGCAGGUGUGCAAGGUUGGUUGUAAAGCUCCUGUAGCCAUGAUCUCCUCUUGUGGUAUGAUACCAGGAAACCCAUACCCCAAAGGCAGACCCAGCCUGGUCACUGGCACAUUUCCUGGAAUUCCUCCUGUAAAAAAGGAAGGAGAAAAGAAGGAUGACGCCUCCAACAGUAUGGAGGGAAAGGGAAUUGCCUCCCGUAUACUUGGACCCUUCAAACCUUUUCCUUCGACCUACAACCCUCAUAGGCCUGUGCCCUAUCCCAUACCACCGUGUCGACCGCAUGCAACUAUUGCACCAAGUGCGUACAACAACGCCGGUCUUGUUUCUGUGGGAGGGGUUAUAACAGCCAACGUGCCCCCUCCCCCCUACAACUCCGCUCACAAAGUAGCAGGUUAUUCCAAACCAGGAAACCCACAGAUCACCACACCAGGAGUCAACAGUGGCCCCCUCCUCAUUCCGCAUGGAUCCACUCCUUCCACCCCUGCUCCACCCCGGGCCUCUCCUUCUCAGCAGCCCCCCACCACUCCCAUUACACCAGUAUUUCCUGGGAUAGUUCCCUCCCACAACCCUAACGCCCACUCACCUUCUCCAGCUCCUUCUCCAUCUGUCAUCAAAGCAGGGCCACAGACCCCCAGUGGUCAUGCUACACCUACACCUUCAUCUGUCAUUAAAGCCCACACACCUUCAGGCACCCCUUGUGGAACUCCAGUUCCUGGCAGCUCAGGCUUCUCCUCCCCCUUCAACGCUCUAUCCCGACCAGGAACUCCUGCUAACGCUAAUUCAAUGGGUUCCACUCAGCAGAAGGGCUAUCCUCACUCCACAGACCAACAGCAAGGACAUGUGUUUUCUGGCCCACAGCCUCAAGCAGGUAACUCCUCAGGGUCAGUGAUACGAAGUUACACUCCCUCCGGACUACACUCCCACACUCCUGGACCCUCCACUCCAGUUAUUCCGGGCAGUUCAACCCCAGGCCCCAGUCCUAAACCCUCCCCAGCUCACACUGUACAGGUCCACACUGCUGCUGCCGCAGCUGCAUCACUGAACAGACAAAUGAGCACCAGUGGCAGCAACAGUCCGGUGCACUCUGCUUUCAAGGGUACCUCUCGUUCUGGCACACCAUCACUUAGCGCUUUGGCUGUGCCAGUUUCCGCCCAGGCUUCCCUGGCACGAUCGUUGGGUCUAUCACAUCCCCCGGGUUCUCCUCAGGUCUCUCUUCAGAGUCCUGUUCCCAUCGCUGGCCUCCAAGCUCUCUCCUCAAGCCCUGCUCCUUCUCAUUAUCCCAACCUUCCAGCUUUUCCCUCUCUCCCUUCCUCCACCAUCUCUUCAUCCCUGCCAACAAUGCAAUCCAGUAACAACAUUUCCAACCACCCACCAUCCUCCAUUUACCCAGGUUUAGUUACCAAUGCUGCUCCAAAUGUAGGCUCACCUUUCGGUCUUGGCCUCAGCACCACUUCUAUAUUCCCAGGCCUACCGCCUGGCGCAAACCCUGCUGCGUUCCCUGGUCUGGGAGUGUCAGGAGGUCAUGGAGCUGGAAGCCCUGUUUUGUCAUCAUUCAUGGGACUGUCAGGUGCCACCCCCUCUACAGUUGCACCUGUGGCUCCACUACAGGCUGCAGCAGCAGCAGCAGCAGCGGCAGCAGCAGCAGCAGGCGUUCCAUCAUCGUCACCUGUUUUACCAGGAUUCGCAUCGGCCUUUAGCUCUAACUUCCAGCCAGGGUUGAGCAGCGGACUCCAGCCUCCAGGAAGCAGUGGUUUCCCUGGUUUGCUGUCUUUCUCCGGUGUACCCGGCUUCUCACCCUCUGCCUCCCCUGCUGCCUUGGGUGGACUUCACAAUCAGGCCAUGCAGUCUGCUCUGUUGCAGGGUCACCCCACCUCUGCUUUAGAGGGCUUCCCCCCUCAGCCCAACAGCUUCACCAACUACCCUCCAGGCCCUGGAAACCCUUUCCCUCUCCAGCCAGGCCUCCACCCCCAGCUGGGCUGGCAGUAAAAAAAAAAGAAAAAUCUCACCUGAACUGAAAACUGUGACUUAAGUCUUUCUCUGACCUACCCUACUUUAUGGUUUAGCUUUGACCAUCAGAGCACAGGUUGAGCAAUAACCAUGUUUCCAUACAGAUGAUUUCACAGCAGAAAUUAAUUACAAUGUUAAAGAACACUGCAAUGAAAGCAACUGUGCGUGUGCCAUGGUAUCAAUAGUGUAAAUGAAAAAUGUCUGAUUAGGUUUUUACACUUAGACUGUGAAUGGUUUGUAUGUUUCCAGGACUGGGAUUUUUAAAAUGACAAAUUAUUGACUUUUACUGAAUAAUGAAUUAAAAUGGAAUGAAUUAUACAUUGUACAUUAUAUGUAGUAACACCACAACAUCAUCAUGUAGUAUUUAAUGAUUAGUUUUAUUAGAAGAGAUACUGAGAAUUAAGAAUUUUAAAUUGAAUAUGGUAUUAUUACUGUACUUUAACUGCUGUUGCUAACAUUUAAAAAAAGUUGCAAAUUAUGCUUUUUUGCCAAACGCAGUGUUACAUUUUUAAAAUGGCAGCUUAUUGGUAUUUAAAAAAACAAAACAAAAACUAACCUUCUUCUUUGGCUGUUACCAGUUUACUGUGAUUUGUUUUUUGUAUGUUUACAAAACUUUUAUUUAGCAGAUGUAACACUUUCUGGUACUAUUUUAUCAGUACUGGUAUAAAAGUACAGACCCACUUUCCUUUUGGUAAUGCUGGUUAAAGCAGUGAUUUGAUGACGCUGUUUAACUGAAAUGUUUCCCAUGCUAAUGUGUAAUUAAAUUAAUUAUUUACUGUAAUCUUGGCUAGUUUAGGUUCACUCAGAUUCAAUUACUUUUUUUGUGGGGUGAAUUAGAUCAUUUUGUGUUUCACUGUGUAUUUCUUUCUAUUCCAUGAAGCUUUUGUUAUUGUUUCGGUUGUUUUUGCUCUCGUUUUCAGGAUUUUGUCAGUAAACUGCUGGUUGCUGUUACAAAAUCUUUUAGUUCAGUCUGAAGUAAAGAGACAACAGAGAAUUCCUUCUGCUUUCCUAACCAUCAACUGUAGCAACUGGAGACUUUAGAUACGGUUUGAGCCGUAACACAAGACAACAGGAACCAAGGCUGUCACUGACAAAUGAUCAGGUCCUCCGCCCGUCUGUUUGCCUCAGCCUGUGAAGUGAGUCGCAGCCAGUUACACCACGUACAUUACACCACACACACUGACACACUGUGAUCUUUACACAACCUUUUAUUGAAAAAUAAACACGUUGAGUGCGUGGAGCAAGUAUCAUCUGUGAAAAUUUGUUUAGCAUAAAAUCACUUUGUUCAAGAAAUUUCGUAAGGAAUAUUAAAGUUGCCGUGAUAAACACA
Messenger RNA from Cynoglossus semilaevis (tongue sole), 4312 nucleotides. It is a transcript of the gene proser1, whose product is annotated as proline and serine rich 1. The transcript has 13 exons. The record is from RefSeq and is a predicted model, not a curated record. Bases 613 to 2961 code for a protein of 782 amino acids. Lineage: Eukaryota; Metazoa; Chordata; Actinopteri; Pleuronectiformes; Cynoglossidae.